GUGUUGUGUUGCUAUUUGGCGGCUCGAAACCCCAAUAAAAAGCACAUUUUGUCGGUGUCCAAGUGGAAAGUUUUCAGCAUCAUUUCUGCUUGGAUUUUAGCGCGAUCAAGAUCUUGUAUCUUUUUUGUUUGAACAGAUUUUCAUGAUUAGAAUUAUUUUCGUAUUAAUCGAAAGGCCAAUUGUCGAUUGCGGUGUGUUUACUCUUUAUUAUAUGGAAAAUUUCAUCUACAAUUCAGUUUAGCCGUUGCACUGUUUAAAAGGAAAGUGUGCAGUGAAAUGUGGAAAGUCAUCUUAGAUCCGCGCGAUCGGGACUGAGUUAUACAUCGUUCAGAUACGGAUAUUCAUGAUGCGUUUGUGCUUGUGAGUUGUGUGAAGUGGGGGAAGUGCGGAACUAAUUUAUAAAGUCCUUAAUUAGAGGCGCGACUUCAAUCUAAAGUGUCCUCGUCCGCCACAUCUUUUCGCUAGGGACACUGAAAUCUCCAUAAGUAACAAUGCAGAAAGCGACGCCCAAACCAAUUAGUUAAAAUAUUUCUGAGUACGCUUGGGACGUUCUAAAUAAUGUGCACCGUGAAGUUCUACCACUUUUGUUAAUAAUAUUUCGCCAAGACGCUUUUCUCUGUAAAAUGUCCUCCUCGCUGAAAACUUAAUUUGUUGAUUUUCCAUUUAUUUGUUUCGAUAUUCUGUUGUGUGAUGUUGUUUUUUCUCAGAAUUUUUAAAUAGAAUUUAGAGUAGUGUUUGUUUUGUGUGAUUUGUGUGAAAAUCCGGGAAUAAUCAUGAGCGGCCUUAGGAGUCAACUAAAGAUGCUAGGAUCAGCCUUGCUUGGGAAACGAUCCAAUAAACCUGUCAAAAAGAAAGCAUUUACAGAGGAAGAACUGAGAGAUUUUGGACAAAACAGUAAAGAUGGAUUUAGCACCAUGAAUUCAUCGAGCGGCAUCAAUCUAAUGUCGCCCUCGGCAGAAAGACCCCAAGUCUCCGAGGAAUACAUGAAAACUGACUUACGGACAGCAUUUGAUCUGCUGGACAGAAAUCGCGAUGGUCGAGUCACUGCAAAUGAAUUACAGUUUAUGUUAAAAAAUUUAGGAAUAAAUGUUCGAGAUGAAUUAAUCGACGAUCUAAUAAAGGAUGCCAGUCACACAGGUAAUGGGCUAAUAAACGAGGCGGAAUUCCUCCAGUGGGUGGGACGAAUCCAGGCGCUGCGAGAAGAACCGGAGAGUACGGGCAAGCCUGAUGAAGAUGAUGAUGUUACACAAGACUUAAUAGCGGCAUUCAGAGUGUUUGACCGCGAUGGAAACGGUUUCAUCUCGCGGGACGAGUUGCAAACAGCAAUGGAAAUGAUUGGUGAAAGUCUAACAGAGACACAACUUACAGAACUGUUGACAAUAGCUGACCUAGACAAGGAUGGACGAAUUAAUUAUGAAGAAUUUACCAGACUGCUCCUGUAAAGUUGUAUAUGAAGACAUCGAUACAUAACUGCAAAGAAAAAAUACAAAACGUUAACAAAUAGCAUUAAAUUUUUAAGUCAAAAGUCAAACAAAACCAAAAAAUGGAAAUACUUAUUUAUUAUAAUAAUUAUUAAUAAAUUUCAUACUAGUUAAAAUUAUUUACUGCUAAAUGGUAAAUAAUAAUUAUAAGAUGAGAAAAAAAAAUCAACUUAAUAAUAUUAAAUAUUUAAUAGUUUUACAAAAACAAAAAAGCACUAGAUAAGGCUGAGAGAGUGAUAAUACAUAGAACAUACUACAUAAACUAUUUUGUUGGUGGUGCUGAAUUUUGUCUACCAUGAAUUGUUCUUAUUUCCCUUAGUCAAUUUGCUUUUAUAUUUUCAUUUAUUAGAAACGAUCUUUUAUUUUGUUGUUAGAUGAAAAAUAGAAUUCAGAAAAAGCGUAGAAAUAUGAGAAUACGGUGUUUUUGUAUGGAUAAAAUUUAUGCGAUUGUGCAAUUGUUUUUAUCUUUUUUUCUUUGAUAAAAGAAAGAAUAUAUUAAAUUAUUUACGAUUGUAAUGAAAUACAAUGAAAUGAAUAAAUAAAAACAAAGAAGAUAAAUCUUU
Messenger RNA from Hermetia illucens (black soldier fly), 2044 nucleotides. It is a transcript of the gene Eip63F-1, whose product is annotated as calcium-binding protein E63-1. Lineage: Eukaryota; Metazoa; Arthropoda; Insecta; Diptera; Stratiomyidae. The coding region runs from base 774 to 1442 and encodes 222 amino acids. The record is from RefSeq and is a predicted model, not a curated record. Gene Ontology annotation, molecular function: calcium ion binding; enzyme regulator activity. The transcript is spliced from 8 exons.